AUGGGAGAAAUUUCGGGACUGUUAAGCGCGAUAAAGAAUGUGAAGGCCAGGAUUGCCAAGGUUGAUGCAGAGCGUCAGCGACAACAGGAGCUCCUUUAUAACGCAGAUUUCGAAUGUCAACUGAUGGAAAGGAAAGUGGCGCGAAUCAAUGGGGAAAGGAGUGUUGAGGAGAAAGAGGAAUUAAAUAGGAAAAUCAAAGAAAGUGAAGCGCAGUUGGAGGAGCAGCAGGUGAUAG
Molecule: messenger RNA, 235 nt
Organism: Perkinsus marinus ATCC 50983
Lineage: Eukaryota; Perkinsozoa; Perkinsida; Perkinsidae
Exons: 2
Biological process (GO): cilium movement; inner dynein arm assembly; cilium-dependent cell motility
Cellular component (GO): axoneme
Source: RefSeq, a predicted model, not a curated record